Messenger RNA from Dunckerocampus dactyliophorus (ringed pipefish), 3770 nucleotides. It is a transcript of the gene lonrf1, whose product is annotated as LON peptidase N-terminal domain and ring finger 1, like. The transcript is spliced from 12 exons. The coding region runs from base 120 to 2357 and encodes 745 amino acids. Gene Ontology annotation, molecular function: protein binding. Lineage: Eukaryota; Metazoa; Chordata; Actinopteri; Syngnathiformes; Syngnathidae. The record is from RefSeq and is a predicted model, not a curated record.
CGAGUUGAUAGUGAAAAAACUGUGACGGAUACACAGUAUAGGGGCAGUGGACGCCUGCUAGAGUCAUAGAAGAACCGUGACGUCCGCCUACUUUUAUUUACCUUUUUAAAAAUAUCAACAUGUCGCUCGAGCAGCCUGCCGAGGAAGAGACGGGGGAGAGGAACGCCUUCUUCAUCGGCAUUGAAACGGAAGACGUUCAGGAGAAAGAGGAGGACCACCAUCAGCUCAUCCUUCAGAAAGCCAACGCUUUAGCCUCGGAUAACUCUCUUAAAGAGGCCAUUUACUGGUUUUCCGUAGCAAUGCAGUAUGGGCCAGUCAGACCAGAACAGCUAAGCACUUUUGUGGAUUGUAUUGUGCGGAAUUUAAAGAAAAAGGCCGCCCCAGCUUCGGACCUGAGGCACAAUCGGGACGUGGAGAAGGACGACGACGACGACGACGACGACGACGAGGAGGAGGAGGAGCAGCAGCAGCAGCACUCAUGGGAUGAAGUGUUCGACUGUCCGCACUGCCAUAGCUUUUUAGGAGAACCUGUCACCUUAGCAUGUGGACAUUCAUUUUGUCCGCGGUGUUUACGACGACGGCUGCUCUCCAAAUGUAAAUUGUGCAACGAAGCCGUGAAGAUCGAAGGCAAACCCAAUGUGCUGCUUUGCGGGGUUUUAGCUAAAUGGUUCCCUGAAGAGGUGAAAAGGUCGAAACGAUUACGAGAAGUGGACGAACUGUGUAAACGAAGAUGUCACAAAGAGGCUGUGACUCUAGCGAGCGAUGUCAUUCAAAGUGAGCCUGAAACGGCAGUGGAAGCACGACUCUCUCGAGCAGAGGCCUACAUGUCUCUUCAGCAGUUUGAUCUUGCUUUGGAAGACACAGAGUUGUGUCUCUCAUCCAGCUGUUCUGCUGAGGCUUUAUUUUGGAAAGCCAUGGUGUUACAAGAGAUGGGUGGAGUGGACGAGUCCCUCCAAGUCUUCCUCAACUGCCUCGCUGUGGAUGAGGACUUCCCCUGUGCUAAGAAACAAGUAGAAAAGAUCUUCUGCGACCUGCUCUCUUCGUCCGGUGACAACGUCAAGGUCAUUGUGAGGGAAACGGCACAAAACCCAGUGGCCCAUCUGCACAAUAAAACCAUUGUGGCUGAUGCACAAGCCAGACAACAUAGUCCAGUCCAAAGACUGAGCCAACAACAGAAACGCCGGGGGAGUCUUAAGCGUCCUGGUCUGAGCCGAGCUGAUUCGGUUCGAUUUGACAAUGCGAUCGGCGGUGGGGGUCUGAAGAGGGUUUGCUCCGCUCCUCAGCUUGGAGGCGAGGAGAAGACGACCUUGCUGAAGAGGAAGUUGUCUGUUUGUGACACAGAGCUUUGCAUUGUGGACAAGGGGGGUAGCAAGCAUAAAAAACAAGGUUUGAAGAAAAGCUCCAAAAAAGCCCAAGCUAAAACCUGUAGAAGUGUUUCCCAGAACCUCAUUGACCCCAAUGAUCUUGAGUGUGCCCUCUGCAUGAGGUUAUUGUACGAGCCUGUGACGACACCAUGCGGCCACACCUUUUGUAAAAACUGUCUGGAACGUUGUUUGGACCACACACCGCAGUGUCCCCUCUGUAAAGAGAGCCUAAAAGAGUAUUUAGCAUGUAGGAAGUACAUGGUGACAAGUGUCUUGGAUGUGCUGAUCAAACAGUAUUUGGGUAAAGAGUAUGAAGAGAGAUCUAAAUCUCACCUGGAGGAAACCAGAGAGCUUUCUCACUUAACGAAGAAUGUGCCUAUCUUUGUGUGUACCAUGGCAUACCCCACCGUGCCUUGCCCCCUGCAUGUCUUCGAACCACGUUACCGCCUCAUGAUCCGCCGCUGCGUGGACACGGGCACACGGCAGUUCGGGAUGUGUAUUAGCGACCCGCAGAAAGGGUUCGUUGACUAUGGAUGCAUGCUCAUCAUCCGGAGUGUCCACUUCUUGCCUGAUGGUAGAUCAGUGGUGGACACCAUUGGAGGGAAUCGCUUCCGUGUCCUCUCUCGAGGAAUGAGGGACGGUUACAGUAUUGCUGACAUAGAGCAUUUGGAAGACAUUCGGGUGGACGACAGCGAAGAGCUGGAGAGCCUACAAGAACUGCACGAUGCUGUGUAUGAGCAGGCCCGUGCCUGGUUCCAGAAUCUCAAGAUGCACUUUCACAACCAGAUCCUACAGCACUUUGGACCAAUGCCAGAGCCAGAAGCUGAUAUCCAGGCGACUCCUAACGGUCCAGCAUGCUGCUGGUGGCUCCUGGCUGUCCUGCCUGUCGACCGGCGCUACCAGCUGUGUGUCCUCUCCAUGACCAGCCUCAAAUGGCGUCUGGAGAAGAUCCGGCACAUCCUCACAUAUCUACAGAGCAUCCCCAACAACUAGGGCUUCCUCUUCUCUGCAUUCUACAUGGGCUAUUUUUGUUCCUCCACCCCCGAUCCUUCCACUGAGUUAAGAACCUGAAUCAUUCUUGAAGUGGUUGAGAUGUGGCCAAACCGCCUCAGGGAUACUUCCAUUGACACACAUUCUAUGUUACCAUCAGACAUGAAUCUCAAAGAAACAGUGCGACUUGCACUUAGAAUGUGGAAAUGAACUUCCUGACAUCUGAUGACUGUAGAUUUUGUACUAUUCACAUGAAAGCUACUAAGUAGUCUUUGAGAUGGUUUGGGUUACGUCACACCUUGUUGAAAACGGUAAGAAAGUUGGUUUCUGAAGAGGGAAAUCCAGAAUGCUGCAGAAAAAUUGAAGUAAGUGCAACCUGCUUACGUAUGUGCGAAGCUUCCAUCGCCUGUUUAAUGAGCGACAUCUUGUGCUCACUUCGCUAAUAUACGGUGAUGCAGAGAAACACUCAUGAGCCCGCUUCCUCAUCCUCAUGAAAAUCUUCCACCCAUACUAAAAUCUUCCAAAGGUUAGCUCACAAAGCGUGAGAAUGUCUAAUUGCAUCUCUCUUCUAUAGUCAAAUGUUCAACUGUGUUGAAUCAAUUGAAAUAGGUUUUGAGGAAGAAUAUUUAUACAUUCUGACCUAAUGUUUCUACUGAAAUAUAUUCAAUAGGGCAUAUUGCAAUAUGAACUUGCAUUCAGUGUACUGUAUAUGCGUCUGUCAGGCAGACCUUUAAUAUUAAGUAUCCAGUUCCUACUGCACUGGAGUUGAGAACCUGCACUGUUUCUGCAUUUGCCUUAUAACAGUUUUGAACAUUGUGGUUUAAAGUUACACUAGGUUACCAUUCCUUCCUUUCAUGGUAUGAAGUGUGUUAAGAUAGUGUUUUUUUUCCAUCACUCAUGGCUUUGUUCUAUGUAAAUCACUUGGCUUUUUGGAGAGAUUGUGUUUAAGUUAACGAUCGGAACAAUUUUCAAUAAAAAAAUCAAUUGCCAAAGCCCAUUUGUAAGUGAACUCUAUAAGGGGAAUGCUUGUGUCCCCUUAAAGCCACAAGGGGGCGACAUUGCAGCACCAUUGCUUUCAAUUACACCUUUCAUAACUCAUCCUUUGCACCAACUCCACGUUUAUUAAUUUCCCAUACACGGCAAGUCAGGCUAAAUUACAGGUCCAGAUGUGGUUGUGUGCCGUCCUCUUCCCCUCUUGGUCAUCGAGCAGAGAGCAUCAUCACGAACUCUGAAGAGAAAUGAAAGAUUCGUACUGCUGUACAUUAACGGGAAUAGAAGAUAAACGAUUGGUUAUAAGAAGCGAGAGUCUCAAAAUUUACAAACUCAACAACGCAUUGGAUUACAACCAGUGGUUAUACAGUAUGAGCCAUUAAGCCAAUUGUGUCUUACAAUCAUAGCCGAGAGGCAAGUUUCUAA